Ruditapes philippinarum (Manila clam) is the source of this 7274-nucleotide messenger RNA. Its product is annotated as mucin-2-like. The transcript is spliced from 10 exons. Gene Ontology annotation, molecular function: calcium ion binding; scavenger receptor activity. The annotation marks the transcript as partial. NCBI's taxonomy places the organism in Eukaryota, Metazoa, Mollusca, Bivalvia, Venerida, Veneridae. The record is from RefSeq and is a predicted model, not a curated record.
AACAAAAAGUCAUCAAUAUGACAUAUGUAUUCCGAGUUCUAACCUGUUACCUACUUGUGAACUUCGUUGUUAUAAACGCACAAGCUGAUGUUUCUACUACAACAUGUACACAUGAUGAUAACUGUACCAGCAAUGCAAGUUGUUCAGACGGUAGCUGCAGUUGUGAUACAGGGUAUACUGAAAAUGGGAAUGUUUGCGAAGAAACAGAAGAUAGUUCUACAAAUGUCACAACAAUACAAACAAGUACCACAACAACAACGCCUACAAAUAGCAAUACAGCGGCUACAAAUAGUGUUACAACUACUACAACUGCGACAAAUAGUGCUAUAAUUACUACAACGCCGACAAAUAGUGCUAUAAUUACUGCAACGCCGACUAUAAUUACUGCAACGCCUACAAAUAGUGCUAUGAUUACUACAACGCCGACAAAUAGUGCUAUAAUUACUGCAACGCCUACAAAUAGUGCUAUAAUUACUACAACGCCGACAAAUAGUGCUAUAACUACUGCAACGCCAACAAAUAGUGCUAUAAUUGAUACAACGCCUUCAUAUAGUGCUAUAAUUACUGCAACGCCUACAAAUAGUGCUAUGAUUACUACAAUGCCGACAAAUAGUGCCAUAAUAACUGCAACGCCUACAAAUAGUGCUAUAAUUACUACAACGCCGACAAAUAGUGCUAUAAUUACUGCAACGCUUACAAAUAGUUCUAUAAUUACUACAACGCCGACAAAUAGUGCUAUAACUACUGCAACGUCGACAAAUAGUGCUAUAAUUACUGCAACGCCUACAAAUAGUGCUAUAAUUACUACAACGCCGACAAAUAGUGCUAUAACUACUGCAACGCCUACAAAUAGUGCUAUAAUUGAUACAACGCCUACAUAUAGUGCUAUAAUUACUGCAACGCCUACAAAUAGUGCUAUAAUUGAUACAACGCCUACAAAUAGUGCUUUAAUUACUGCAUCGCCUACAAAUAGUGCUAUAACUACUGCAACGCUUACAAAUAGUGCUAUAAUUGAUACAACGCCUACAAAUAGUGCUAUAAUUACUACAUCACCGACAAAUAGUGCUAUAAUUACUGCAACGCCUACAAAUAGUGCUAUAAUUACUAUAACGCCGACAAAUAGUGCUAUAACUACUGCAACGCCUACAAAUAGUGCUAUAAUUACUACAACACCGACGAAUAGUGCUAUAACUACUGCAACGCCAACAAAUAGUGCUAUAAGUACUACAACACCGACGAAUAGUGCUAUAAUUACUGCAACGCCGACAAAUAGUGCUAUAAUCACUGCAACGCAGACAAAUAGUCCUAUAAUUACUACAACGCCGAUAAAUAGUGCUAUAAUUGAUACAACGCCAACAAAUAGUGCUAUAAGUACUACAACACCGACGAAUAGUGCUAUAAUUACUACAACGCCGACAAAUAGUGCUAUAAUUACUGCAACGCCGACAAAUAGUGCUAUAAUUACUACAACGCCGAUAAAUAGUGCUAUAAUUGAUACAACGCCAACAAAUAGUGCUAUAAUUACUACAACACCGACAAAUAGUGCUUUAAUUACUGCAACGCCGACAAAUAGUGCUAUAAUUACUGCAACGCCAACAAAUAGUGCUAUAAUUACUACAACACCGACAAAUAGUGCUAUAAUUGAUACAACGCCUACAUAUAGUGCUAUCACUACAUGGCCUACAUAUAGUGCUUCAACUUCUACAACACCUACAUAUUAUCCUACAACUAUAUUGCCUUCAAAUAGUGUAACCAUUACUGCAACGCCAACAAAUAGUGCUAUAAUUACUACAACACCAACAAAUAGUACUAUAAUUGAUACAACGCCUACAUAUAGUACUACCAGUUCAACUUCUACAACACCUACAUAUUAUCCUACAACUACAUUGCCUACAAAUAGUGUUACCAUUUCUGCAACGCCAACAAAUAGUGCUACCACUACUGCAACACCUAUAUUUAAUAUUACCACUACAUGGCCUACAAAUGGUGCUACCACUACUACAACGCCUAUAUAUAGUACGACCACUACAUUGCCUACAAAUAGUUCUACAACUUCUACAACGCUUACAUAUAAUGCUACAACUACAUUGCCUACAAAUAGUGCUACCACUACUACAACACCCAUAUUUAAUACUACCACUACAUGGCCUACAAAUGGUGCUACCACUACUACAACGCCUAUAUAUAGUACGACCACUACAUUGCCUACAAAUAGUUCUACAACUUCUACAACGCCUACAUAUAAUGCUACAACUACAUUGCCUACAAAUAGUGUUACCAUUACUACAACGCCUACAAGUAGUGCUACCACUACUACAACACCUAUAUAUAGUUCAACCACUUCAUGGCCUACAAAUAGUGCUACAAUUACAACAACGCCGACAAAUAGUACUAUUACAACAAUGCCGGAAAAUAGUGCUACAACCACUACAAUGUCUACAAGUACUGUUAAAACUACUUCAACGCCUAUAUAUAGUGCUAUCACUACAUGGCCUACAUAUAGUUCUUCAACUUCUACAACACCUACAUAUUAUCCUACAACUAUAUUGCCUACAAAUAGUGUUACAAUUACUGCAACGCCAACAAAUAGUGAUAUAAUUACUACAACACCGACAAAUAGUGCUAUAAUUACUGCAACGCCAGCAAAUAGUGCUAUAAUUACUGCAACGCCAUCAAAUAGUGCUAUAAUUACUACAACACCGACAAAUAGUGCUAUAAUUACUGCAACGCCAUCAAAUAGUGCUAUAAUUACUACAACGCCUACAAAUAGUGCUAUAAUUACUGCAACGCCAUCAAAUAGUGCUAUAAUUACUACAACACCGACAAAUAGUGCUAUAAUUGAUACAACGCCUACAUAUAGUGCUAUCACUACAUGGCCUACAUAUAGUGCUUCAACUUCUACAACACCUACAUAUUAUCCUACAACUAUAUUGCCUUCAAAUAGUGUUGCCAUUACUGCAACGCCAACAAAUAGUGCUAUAAUUACUACAACAUCGACACAUAGUGCUAUAAUUGAUACAACGCCUACAUAUAGUACUACCAGUUCAACUUCUACAACACCUACAUAUUAUCCUACAACUAUAUUGCCUACAAAUAGUGUUACCAAUACUGCAACGUCAACAAAUAGUGCUACCACUACUACAACGCCUAUAUAUAGUACGACCACUACAUGGCCUACAAAUAGUGCUACAACUUCUACAACGCCUACAUAUAAUGCUACAACUAUAUUGCCUACAAAUAGUGUUACCAUUACUACAACGCCUACAAAUAGUGCUACCACUACUACAACACCUAUAUAUAGUUCAACCACUUCACUGCCUACAAAUAGUGCUACAAUUACAACAAUGCCUACAAAUAGUGCAAUAACAACUACAACGUCUGUAUAUAGUACUACUAAUACCUUGCCCACAUUUAAUGCUACAACAACUACAACAACACCUACAAAUAGUGCUACAACUUUUAUAACGCCUACAUAUAGUACUACCACUACAUGGCCUACAAAUAGUGCAAUAACAACUACAACGUCUGUAUAUAGUACUUCCAAUACCUUGCCCACAUUUAAUGCUUCAACAACUACAACACCUACAAAUAGUGCUAAAACUUUUAUUACGCCUACAUAUAGUACUACCACUACAUGGCCUACAAAUAGUGCUACAACUACAACAACGCGGAAAAAUAGUUAUACAACUACUACAACGCUGACAAAUAGUUAUACAACUACUACAACGCCGACAAAUAGUUAUACAACUACUACAACGCCGACAAAUAGUUAUACAACUACAACAACGCCGAGAAAUAGUUAUACAAUUACAACAACGCCGACAAAUAGUUAUACAACUACUACAACGCCGACAAAUAGUUAUACAACUACUACAACGCCGACAAAUAGCACUACCACUGCUACAACAACUAUAUAUAGUACAACCAGUACAACACCUACAUACAGUACUGCCACUACAUGGCCUACAAAUAGUGCUAUUACUUCAACAACGCCGACAAAUAGUACUACAACUACACCAACUCCGACAAAUAGUGCUACUACUACUACAACGCCGACAAAUAGUGCUAUAACUACUACAACGCCUACAGAUAGUGCUAUAAUUACUACAACGCCUACAAAUAGUGCUAUAAUUACUACAACGCCUACAAAUAGUGCUACAACUACUACAACGGCUACGCAUAGUGCCUCAACUGCAACAACGCCUAUACAUAGUGCUACAACUACUACAACGCCGAUAAAUAGUGCUAUAAUUACUAAAACGCCGACAAAAAUUGCAUCUUUUUCUACAACUCCUACAAAUAGUGCUACAACUACUACCACGCCUAGACAUAGUACUACCAGUACAGAGCCUACAUAUAGUACUACAUCUUUUAUAACGUCUACAUAUAUUACUACCACUACCACGCCUACAAAUAGUUUUACAACUCCCACAUAUAGUUCUACAACUAUUACAACCCCUACACAUAGAAUUAGCACUACAACGUUUAAACAUAGUGCUACAACUACUACACCUCCUACAUAUAGUGCUAUUACCACCAAUACGCCAACAAAUAGUGUUAAAAAUACUACAACGCCUACAUAUAGUUUUACCUCUACAACGCCGACAUAUAGUUCUACAACUACUGCAACGCCGAUUUAUAGUACUGCCACUUCAUGGCCGACAUAUAGUGUAACAGCUACUACAACACUUUCCAGUAGUGCUACCACUACAACGCCUACAUAUAGUACUACAACUUCUACAACGCCUUUGUAUAGUAAUACUACUACACGGCCUUCAUAUAGUGCUACAACAACUUCAACGCCUACCAAUAGUGCUCUUACUACUACAACGCCGACAAACAGUGCUAUAAUUUCUACAACGCCUACAAAAAGUGCUAUAAUUACUACAACGCCUACACAUAAUACUACCAUAACAACGCCUAUAUAUAGUACUGCCACUACUACAACGCCGACAAAAAGUGCUUCAACUGCUACAACGCCUGCCAAUAGUGCCUCCACUUCUACAACGUCUAUAUAUAUUACUACCACUACAUGGCCUACAGAUAGUGCUACAACUACUAGAACGCCUAUAUAUAGUACUACCACAACAUGGCCUACAAAUAGUGCUACAACAACUACAACGCCGACAAAUAAUGCUACAAGUACUAGAAUGCCGACAAAUAGUGCUAUAAUUACUACAACGCCGACAAAUAGUGCUGAUAUUACUACAACGCCUACAAAUAGUGCUACAUCUGCUACAGCGUCUAUAUAUAGUACUUCCAAUACAUUGACUACAAAUAGUGCUACAACUACUACAACGAGAACAAAUGCUGUUACAACUAAUACAACGAUUACAUAUAUAACUACCACUACAUGGGCUACAAAUAGUGCUUUUACUUCAGCAACGCCUACAAAUGGUGCUACAACUACUACAACGCCUAUAUAUAGUACUACCACUUCGUGGCCUACAUAUAGUACUAUCACUACUACAACGCCUAUAUAUAGUACUACCAUUACUACAACGCCUACAAAUAGUGCUACAACUACAUCACCCAGAAAUAAUGUCACUACUACAACACCUACAAAUAUCUGUCCGAGUGGUAAUUACGGUGAAAACUGCACAGAAACCUGUACCUGUGACAAUGACAACACCGUGUCAUGUGACCCUGUCAACGGAACGUGCAACUGUUCCGAAGGAUGGAGUGGAGUUAGAUGUCAAGAUGACAUUAAUGAAUGCAAUACUACCACGUGCCCGGACAAUUCGAAAUGUUUCAAUACUGAAGGAUCAUUCUACUGCAAAUGUGACGGAGGUUAUUUCACGACCAGUGAUGGAACUUGUCAAGUCUGUCCGAGUGGUAAUUACGGUGAAAACUGCACAGAAACCUGUACCUGUGACAUUGACAACACCGUGUCAUGUGACCCUGUCAACGGAACGUGCUACUGUUCCGAAGGAUGGAGUGGAGUUAGAUGUCAAGAUGACAUUAAUGAAUGCAAUACUACCACGUGCCCGGACAAUUCGAAAUGUUUCAAUACUGAAGGAUCAUUCUACUGCAAAUGUGACGGAGGUUAUUUCACGACCAGUGAUGGAACUUGUCAAGUCUGUCCGAGUGGUAAUUACGGUGAAAACUGCACAGAAACCUGUACCUGUGACAUUGACAACACCGUGUCAUGUGACCCUGUCAACGGAACGUGCAACUGUUCCGAAGGAUGGAGUGGAGUUAGAUGUCAAGAUGACAUUAAUGAAUGCAAUACUACCACGUGCCCGGACAAUUCGAAAUGUUUCAAUACUGAAGGAUCAUUCUACUGCAAAUGUGACGGAGGUUAUUUCACGACCAGUGAUGGAACUUGUCAAGUCUGUCCGAGUGGUAAUUACGGUGAAAACUGCACAGAAACCUGUACCUGUGACAUUGACAACACCGUGUCAUGUGACCCUGUCAACGGAACGUGCAACUGUUCCGAAGGAUGGAGUGGAGUUAGAUGUCAAGAUGACAUUAAUGAAUGCAAUACUACCACGUGCCCGGACAAUUCGAAAUGUUUCAAUACUGAAGGAUCAUUCUACUGCAAAUGUGACGGAGGUUAUUUCACGACCAGUGAUGGAACUUGUCAAGUCUGUCCGAGUGGUAAUUACGGUGAAAACUGCGCAGAAACCUGUACCUGUGACAUUGACAACACCGUGUCAUGUGACCCAGUCAACGGAAUGUGCAACUGUUCCGAAGGAUGGAGUGGAGUUAGAUGUCAAGAUGACAUUAAUGAAUGCAAUACUACCACGUGUCCGGAUAACUCGAAAUGUACCAAUACUGAAGGGUCUUUCUACUGCAAAUGUGACGUAGGUUAUUUCACGACCAGUGAUGGAACUUGUCAAGGUUUGUAUUUGAGUUAUGGUGAAGUAGAAGGAGACGACAGUAUGACUGGAACAGAUGACGGAUGUAACGCUGUAAUACGACCGUCCUUUGCUGUCCCGUUCAGACAGGCAAGAUAUAGAACGAUCUACGUAUGUGCUAAUGGGCUCGUGUGUUUCAACAGACGUUAUCAAAGUUACACAAUUCCAGUAAACCGACAAUACACACCUGAUUUAGUUGGUAUUUAUUGUCUGGCUCCCUACUUCACAGAUUUGGAUUUGAGAAGCUCGGGUUCAGUGUGGUACCAGGCAUAUACCAUGUCAUCAGACGCUGAAAAUAUCAGAGAAUCCAUGAAAAAUCUUGUAAAUGAAACAUACUCUAUACAAAUAACACCGAGUUUCAUUUUCAAAGCAACUUGGAAGGAGGUCCCUUUAUAUGGUGGACCUAGGCACGAG